CGCUCGGCAACUCUAUGUGCCAGUUGAUUUCGGAAACUCGACUAGUACGGAAUAAGGGAAAAAUUGUGCGAAGCGUGUGAUAUAAACGUAAAUUCGCUUACGAAUAUAAUUUCCGGAUUGUGUUGUGAAGAAAAGGGAAAAAUUAAAAUAAAAAAAUUGAAUAAAAUAGAUUUGUGCAUUUCCUACGUGUCCGACAAGAUCGCAUAUUAACAAACAUGGCUUCAUUGAAAAAGUCCAUUGAUUUUGACGAUGAUCUCGAUUUAGGUGAUGAUGAUGAUUCAUGUUCCGAUUUUGAUGAUGAUGAAGAUCCAGACAAAAUAGAAGUGCCAGGUGGGGGUCGUGAUCUACAAACCGCGGUUAUAUAUGCGAAAAACAGCGGACACAAAGGCGCCAGCAAUAGCCUCAUUAGCAAUAAUAAUAAAAAUAUUAGUAAUAAUAAUAAUUCGUUAUUAACAAUUAAUCAAACGCGUACAAAUAACGUUCCAUUAAUAACAACAACAACAGCGACAACAGCAAAACCAAUACCAAGCAGUGGCAUUUCACUGCUGAACAACAACAAUAAUAUGCCAAAAAAACCUACAGCAGCACCGGCAGCCAUCGGAAUGUCCACCUAUCCGAGCAGUUCGGGUGCCGCUGCAGCUGCCGCCGCCGCCGGCUAUAGUGGUCUGCCAACAACACUGCCAUUUAGCAAUAGUCAGCUUAUGAAUAUGGCGCUUGCUGUUGCUAGUGGCAGCGGUGUGGGCGGUGGUCCGCUCGGCGGCGCAGCCGGUGGCCUGAGCGCUUUGCUAGCAGCUGGACUCGGCGUGCCCGGUGGUGGUCUUAACAUGCCGCUGCCCAAUACCGUCACCAGCAAUACAGCCGCCUUGGCUGCGGCUGCUGUUGCGGCGGCAGGUGGUGGAGGCGGUGUUGGUGUCGGUGGUGGUGGCGGUGGCAGUGGCGUCGGUGCAGGCAAUUAUUAUCAAACAAGCUCAAAUCUGAAUAUGGCAGCGUCUUUAUUGGCGCAGAUGAGCAUGGGCCUUGGCUUCGACUCAGCGCCAACCACCGCAUCCAGUAUGCCCGCCAACCCCAUGGCCAGCGGCGGCAAUGCACCCGCAACACCACAAGCAAAAACCAAUGCUUUGAUAAUGCAGAAAAUCCAAGCUUUGGUUGCAGCAAAUCCAUCCUUUCUCACCAGCGGCAUACCAAAUCAGCUGUUGGCGCAACUGUUAAUGCAGCCAAUGAAGAUGGCGCCCGCCACAACUGUCACCACUACGGGUCCACCCGAAGAGGAGGAAAAUGAUUAUGAAGAAAUGGGCGUUGCGGAGACUUAUGCCGAGUAUUGGCCUGCCAAGUUGAAAUUGGGCAAAAAACAUCCCGAUCCGGUCGUGGAAACGGCCUCACUCUCUUCCGUCGAACCCUGUGAUGUUUACUACAAACUCUCCAUUCCAGCAGAGACAAUUAAUAGCGGUUACUUGAGCGCUUUGCAACUGGAAUCCAUUACCUACGCCUCACAAGCGCACGAUCACAUGUUGCCCGAUGGCACGCGCGCCGGUUUUUUGAUUGGCGAUGGCGCUGGUGUGGGCAAAGGUCGUACCAUUGCGGGCAUAAUUUAUGAGAAUUAUUUGAAGGGACGCAAGAAGGCGUUGUGGAUUUCCGUCUCAAAUGAUUUGAGAUAUGACGCUGAGCGGGAUUUGCUCGAUAUUGGCGCAAGCAAAAUUGAAGUGCACGCGCUGAAUAAGUUCAAAUAUGCCAAAAUCUCCUCGGACGUCAACAACAACGUCAAACGCGGCGUCAUAUUCAGCACAUAUUCCGCGUUGAUUGGCGAAUCCAAUAAUAAGACUGGCAAAUAUAAAUCACGCUUAAAACAACUACUACAAUUUUGUGGUGAAGACUUUGAUGGUCUGAUAAUAUUCGAUGAGUGUCACAAAGCGAAGAAUCUGUGCCCAGUCGGUUCGGGUAAGCCGACCAAAACGGGUCAAACCGUUUUGGAGUUGCAAAAUAAAUUGCCAAAAGCACGUGUCGUUUAUGCUUCGGCCACUGGCGCGUCGGAACCCAAGAAUAUGGCAUAUAUGGUGCGUUUGGGGUUGUGGGGGCAGGGUACGGCUUUUCCGAAUUUCAGCGAUUUCAUCACAGCGGUGGAGAAGCGUGGCGUCGGUGCUAUGGAAAUUGUCGCUAUGGACAUGAAACUGCGUGGCAUGUAUAUAGCGCGUCAGCUUAGCUUCCACGGCGUGACCUUCAAAAUUGAGGAGGUCGCCUUGUCCAAGGAGUUUCGCAGAGUAUAUGAUCAGUCCGUGGAAUUGUGGGUUGAGGCCAUGCAAAAAUUCACCGAAGCCGCUGAACUCAUUGACGCCGAGAGCCGCAUGAAAAAGACCAUGUGGGGCCAAUUUUGGUCCUCCCACCAACGUUUCUUCAAAUACCUUUGUAUAGCGGCGAAGGUCAAUCAUGCGGUGCAAGUGGCGCGCGAAGCUAUCAAAUAUGGCAAAUGUGUCGUCAUAGGUCUGCAAUCGACGGGCGAGGCGCGCACCCUCGAACAAUUGGAGAGAGAUGACGGAGAACUGACUGAUUUCGUGUCCACCGCAAAAGGCGUCUUUCAAUCACUGGUGGAAAAGCAUUUUCCCGCGCCCGAUCGCAAUCGCAUCAAUCGCAUACUCGGUCUGGGCGGCUACAAUAGUGACGAUAAGAAGACGUCUAUACAGAGUAUAAUUGAGGAGGUCACAAGCAGACGCGAGUCGGCCAGCAUUAAAGACGAACCCUGCUCCUCCUCUUCCAGCACAGUGGGCAGCAAACGCAAGCAGGGGCGCGGGGAUUCGCAUUCAAAGAAAAUGCGUAAGAACUCGUGGAAUAAUUCCGAUGAAGAUUCACAAAACGAAUCGGAAGAUAGCGAUUAUAAAAUGUCCCACUCCGAGUCCGAGGAGUCAGAUGUGGGCGCGCAUUCAGAUAGCUGUGAGUCCUCCGACUUCAAUCCCUUCUUCAGCGGUUCGGAUAGUGACAAUGAUCCAUGGGUGGCGCGUUCAAAGAAAAAAGCCAAAAAGAAGGCUAAACCGAAGGAGUCAGCAACCACAGCCAAUAGCAACAGCAAUGCAAUUGCUAACACUCCGACUGCUGCCAACACGAACGGCUCAACCACCACAGCUGCCACUGCGUUAGCGCCUAAACGUAAAGGUCCAAUUAGCACACAAGAUCGCAUACAAGAUCUGCUGCAAAAGAAGCAAGAACUGAAGGGCACUGUUACGCAGGUUGGCGUCAAUGGCAUCAAACUAAACUAUGGCCCACCACCCAAAGAUGCCAUCGAACGCGCUUGCAGCAUGAAGGAGGAAUUGUUGCGUAAGAUAGAACGCUUGGGCGAGCGCCUACCCCCGAACACACUAGACCAGUUAAUUGACGAGCUCGGCGGUCCAGAUAAUGUGGCCGAAAUGACGGGUCGCAAGGGUCGCGUGGUGCAGUCGGAAGACGGUUCGAUACAGUAUGAGUCGCGUUCCGAGCAAGACGUGCCACUUGAAACGCUCAACAUCACAGAGAAGCAACGUUUCAUGGAUGGUGAAAAAGAUGUGGCAAUCAUCUCCGAGGCCGCAUCUAGCGGUAUUUCGCUGCAGAGUGAUCGACGCGUACGCAAUCAGCGACGACGUGUACACAUCACACUUGAGCUGCCAUGGUCUGCCGAUCGCGCUAUACAACAGUUCGGACGCACACAUCGUUCGAAUCAGGUCAAUGCGCCCGAAUACAUUUUCCUCAUAUCCGAUUUGGCGGGUGAGCGCCGUUUCGCAUCGACAGUCGCAAAGCGUUUGGAAUCGUUGGGCGCAUUGACACAUGGAGAUCGCCGUGCCACCGAAACCCGCGACUUGUCCCAAUUCAAUAUAGACAACAAAUAUGGACGCAACGCGUUGGAGACCGUUAUGAAGACUAUUAUGGGUUAUGAGACGCCUUUGGUACCGCCACCCACCGACUACAAGGGCGACUUCUUCAAAGAUAUUGCCGGCGCUUUGGUGGGUGUGGGCAUCAUUGUCAAUACUGAGACAAACCCGGGCGUGCUUAGCCUGGACAAAGAGUACAACAACAUUUCGAAGUUCUUGAAUCGCAUACUCGGCAUGCCAGUCGAGCUGCAGAACAGGCUUUUCAAGUAUUUUACAGACACACUGAACGCGAUCAUCAAUCAGGCGAAACGCGGCGGGCGCUUUGACUUGGGCAUUUUAGAUCUGGGUGCCGCCGGUGAAAAUGUAACACGCAUCAAACUCGUCCGUUUCAUACGUAAACACGCCACGGGUAAAGCACCAGCCGAGCUGCAUACAGUGCGCGUUGAACGCGGCAUGAUUUGGCAGGAAGCAAUUGACAAAUAUUCCGAUUUGAUUAGUGAAUAUGAGGGCUUCUAUGUCUCACAUCAAGUGCGUAACGGUAAACGUACCGCUAUAUUGGCUGUUGAAAUUGAAACACCACAAACCCCACUGCAGCAACAAUCGAAUAGCAAGAAGAAGGAGAAGGGUGUGAGUAAGAAAGAUAUGAUGUUCCAAGUGUAUCGACCCAACACUGGUCUACAAGUGCGCCACGAAUCGCUGGCGGAGUUGGAUAAGAAAUAUAAGAAAGUGCCCAGCGAGGAAGCCGAGCCGCACUGGACGCAACAGUAUGACGCGUCGGUGAACACCUGUUCGCACGCCUACUGGAAUGGCAAUUGCCGCAAUGUCAAUUUGGGCAAUGAAUGUGAGGUUGGCCUACGUCAACGUCUCUACUAUGUACUCGCCGGUUCUGUACUGUCCGUUUGGACGCGCGUCGAACAUGUAUUGGCCAUGCGCAAUGCCAAUAAUAAAAUGCAAGUGAUACGUAUGAAAACCACCGAAGGUGAAAAAAUUGUCGGAACACUAAUACCGAAGUCGUGCCACGAAUUGCUGCUGCAAGAUCUCAAAUCCGAUGCAGAGCGUAUUGAGGAGGUGAAUUUUUAAGCUUUUGUGAGGGAAGGAAGGAGCUAAAAAAAUGUAUAAAGAAUGAUAGAAGAAAAAGCGCUUAAAAGCGGCAAACAAAAAUGUUGAAAGCAAAAAAGAAUGAAUUAUCCAUAUAAUAAUUAUUAUUUUUUUUUGCCCUAAGCCAACUUCUUAGUGUGUAGUAAAUAGACUGUAUUUUGUUAGCUGUGUCGCGUCGGCACAGCAACAGUAAAAAAAAACACCUUAGCGGUAAAAUAUUCGCAUACACAACAGUAUGUGGGUUGUAUUACUUCUACACUGUAAAUGUUAAUUUAAAUUAAAACAAAAACUAAUACUAAAAUAAUAUUUAAUGCAAAGCAAACUGAAAAAAAGAGACAAAAACAAGUAGCAAAAGAAAUGUAAAAGCAGCAAAAAAAGGAAAUCGCAAAUUAUAUGCAGCCACUGUGCAAGUGCAUAAUCGGUUGCAAAUUGCUAAUAUACUUCAAAAAACACACACAACAACACAAAAAACAAAAUUAAAUAUGUACAAUAAUUGUGUAUUUUUCGCGUGUGUAUGCCGUGUGCUGAUGGAGGGGAGGCAUCUAACGCACACAUUACUUACGUAGUUUAUAGUCUUGUAUUUAAAUAGUUACCUAAUGUUACUUUUUACUUUUAAUUAUCUAUUAUUACAAAUAUUAUAUAUUUUAAAAUAUUAUUCCUUAUGUUAAAAAAGAAAAAAAAACAACAAGACAAAAAAAAAACAAAUUGCAAAAUUCAUUUCAUUUAUCAACUGCCUCGCUGCAAUGAUUUUUGCGUGUCAAGAAGAAGAAGAA
Molecule: messenger RNA, 5701 nt
Organism: Ceratitis capitata (Mediterranean fruit fly)
Lineage: Eukaryota; Metazoa; Arthropoda; Insecta; Diptera; Tephritidae
Gene: sno
Product: protein strawberry notch
Exons: 14
Coding region: 216-4910 (1564 amino acids)
Biological process (GO): regulation of DNA-templated transcription
Cellular component (GO): nucleus
Molecular function (GO): histone binding; chromatin DNA binding
Source: RefSeq, a predicted model, not a curated record